AUGUCUUUGCGCUUCGGCCGGAAGCAGCCCAGGCAGUCUGCCAAUGCCCUCUCGACUACCGAUGACGGCGCGCGUUCCACCACGCCCACUCCCGGCAAUCCCAGUGGGCACCCUCUCUCGCGGUCGGGUCUUCUAGCCAUUCGUGUCUUAUGGGCGGAGGGCCUUGAGCUUCCUGGAGCAGCUGCCGUGCCGCCAGCAGUGCAGCAGGCACUGUCCUCUCAGCAGGCCAAGGUUGCUGCAUCCGUGUCACCGUCCAGCGUUACCCAGCAACGGCUCGCAAACCGCAGGAGCAACCGCGACAGCGUGCAGAGGAAGCAAUGCUGGUGGCUUCCGUACCUCGUCAUGGAGUUCGAGGUCAACCAGGUCCUGAUCACGCCGCUCGGAGGCGAGCUGUCCAAGCCGCUGUACAUGUAUGAGACAAACUUCGAUGUGUCUCGACACUCUGAGAUAUCGAUUCAGUGCUAUCUCCGCACGGAGGAGCCUAAGCGCGGCGGGGACGGGGUCGCCGACGACAUGGGCAAUGAUCUCUUCAUGGGUGGCGUGCGCUUCACGCCGGACUUCGAGGACUCGUCGCCUCAGGACCAGUGGCACGAGCUCGUUAGCGGCGCUGGCCGAAUCCAAAUCGGGGUCGCAUUCAAGCCGAGCAGCGGGCAGUCGCUAACGAUCGACGACUUUGAGCUGAUCACGGUGAUCGGCAAGGGGAGCUUCGGCAAGGUGAUGCAAGUGCGCAAGCGCGACACGUCGCGGAUAUAUGCCCUGAAGACGAUUCGGAAGCAGCACAUUGUUGAGCGCGGCGAGAUCACGCACACGCUCGCGGAGCGCAUGGUACUCGCCCGCGUGAACAACCCGUUCAUCGUUCCGCUCAAGUUCAGCUUCCAGUCGGAGCAAAAGCUGUAUCUCGUGCUUGCGUUUGUGAACGGCGGAGAGCUCUUCCACCAUCUGCAAAGAGAACAGCGAUUCGACGAGGAGCGGAGUCGGUUCUACAGCGCGGAGCUGCUGCUUGCAUUGGAACAUCUUCAUGAGCUCGAUGUGGUAUACCGUGAUCUGAAGCCCGAGAACAUCUUGCUGGAUUACACAGGCCACAUUGCGCUGUGCGACUUCGGAUUGUGCAAGCUUAACAUGAAGGACUCCGACACGACGAAUACGUUCUGUGGUACUCCUGAAUAUCUCGCGCCGGAGAUCCUGAAUGGCCAUGGAUACAACAAGACGAUCGACUGGUGGACGCUGGGAGUCCUUCUGUACGAAAUGCUUGCGGGCCUUCCACCGUUCUACGAUGAAAUCACGGACAAAAUGUACCAGAAAAUCCUGCACAAUCCGCUCGUCUUCGGCGACGAGAUUGGUGCAGAGGCGCGGAGCAUCCUCACCGGCCUCCUCACGCGUGAUCCCUCGCAGCGUCUGGGAGUCAACGGCGCUGACGAGAUCCGACGGCACCCCUUCUUCGAGAAAAACAUCGACUUCAAGAGGCUGCUCCAGAAGAAGAUCCAGCCGCCGUUCAAGCCGAGCGUCUCUAGCCCCGUGGACGUGUCGAACUUUGACACUGUGUUCACUGCUGAGGCGCCCCUGGACAGCGUUGUAGAGGGCUCGCAGCUCUCGCAAACCGUCCAAGCACAGUUUGCCGGCUUCUCGUACGACGGGACCAACAUGCCUGUCAGCCCGCAGUGA
Molecule: messenger RNA, 1662 nt
Organism: Postia placenta MAD-698-R-SB12
Lineage: Eukaryota; Fungi; Basidiomycota; Agaricomycetes; Polyporales; Adustoporiaceae
Exons: 6
Coding region: 1-1662 (553 amino acids)
Biological process (GO): protein phosphorylation
Molecular function (GO): ATP binding; protein serine/threonine kinase activity
Source: RefSeq, a predicted model, not a curated record